Penicillium roqueforti is the source of this 1851-nucleotide messenger RNA. Its product is annotated as acid sphingomyelinase family protein. The transcript is spliced from 3 exons. Gene Ontology annotation, biological process: sphingomyelin catabolic process. NCBI's taxonomy places the organism in Eukaryota, Fungi, Ascomycota, Eurotiomycetes, Eurotiales, Aspergillaceae. Gene Ontology annotation, molecular function: sphingomyelin phosphodiesterase activity. Bases 1 to 1851 code for a protein of 616 amino acids. The record is from RefSeq and is a predicted model, not a curated record.
AUGAGACUCAACUUCUUGCUGCUGGCGUUCGGCCUUUCGGCGUCUCUCCGGGGCGUACAAGCCGAGACUCAAGUCGACCAGUCCGUCGCUUCUAUCUGGGACGACUUCAAGAAUACAGUUGACUGCGGUGCUUGCCAAAUUCUCCUCGGCAGCAUCAAAGUUGCCGCAGGGCUUGGUGAGAAUUUCAUGAUCGACGUAUUCACAGGGUUGUGCAAAAUCAGCAGGGUCGAGGACCCAGAUGUCUGCGCCGGGAUCAUCAAGAAAGAAGGCCCUGCGCUGCAUGAUGUUUUCAAACAUUUACAACUGAACUCUGACGCCUCAAAGACACUAUGCGCUAAUCUGGUCGGGCUCUGCAAGCAACCCGAUGUUCAUUCCUAUAAUUUGACGUUCCCUUCACCCAAGCCAAAGACUGUGAGGCCACCACCUAGCGGCAAGACACCGCUCAAGGUCGUCCAUUUCAGCGAUACACACGUGGACCUCCUCUACGAGCCUGAAUCUAGCUACAAGUGUUCCAAGCCUAUCUGUUGCAGAUCUUGGUCGGAUGAAUAUUCACCAGAGAAUACAGCCUACCCAUGUGGACCAUUUGGAAAUACGAAGUGUGACGCACCACAAAUACUUCAGGAGAGCUUGCAUGCUGCUAUCGCAGACAUCAAUCCGGAGUUCUCCAUUUACACCGGUGAUGUGGUGGCCCACGAUAUCUGGUUGGUUGACGAGGCCGAAGCUCUGAAAGCGCUCAAUGCUACGUACAGUGCAAUGGAAAAGGACAUUGGCACUGUGUAUGCUGCAAUAGGGAAUCAUGACACUGCACCACUCAACCUCUUUCCCACGGAUGCUUCGAAUAAAGCUGAUCCCAAAUGGGCGUACUCGGCUCUUGCAGAAGAUUGGUAUGGCCUCACAGGUGUUUCUUCUGUCAAAUCUGCGGAUCAAUUCGCGUCGUACUCAGCCGUCCAUCCCAACAGCAAUCUGCGCAUCAUUUCUUAUAACAGCAUCUUCUACUACGUAUUCAACUUCUAUAUGUACCAGGAACCAAUGGAGAAAGACCCACGAGGACAAUUUGAAUGGCUCAUCAAGGAACUGCAGGCUGCCGAGGACGCGGGCCAACGUGCAUGGCUAAUCUCUCAUAUACCAUCCGGUAUACCAGAUCACUUCCGCGACCAUUCGGAUUACUUCGACCAAAUUGUGCAGCGUUACGAAGCCACCAUCGCGGGAUUAUUCUAUGGUCAUACACACCGGGAUGGGUUCCAGAUCGCAUACUCCGACUACAACGACCGAGACUGGAACACAGCUACUGCAAUGGGUUAUAUCAUUCCAGCCGUAACGCCAACGGAAGGCUCGCCCUCUUUCCGCGUCUACGAAAUUGAUCCAGUCACUUUCGGCGUCUUGGAUUACACUCAAUACAUCGCCAACAUCAGCGACCCGUCCUUUCAGACAAAGCCAGAAUGGCUGCCCUAUUACUCCGCGAAGGCAGACUAUGGAUCCAAGAUCUCUCCUCCGCUUACGGAUCCACAAGCCGAGAUCAGUCCAGCUUUCUGGCACAAUGUCACCGUCGCGAUGGAACGCGAUCCCACGGUUUUCCAAGAUUAUUGGGCGAGACGUGUUCGCGGAUUCGAAGUUGAGAGCUGCAAUGGUGACUGCAUGAAAAAUGAGAUCUGCCUUCUUCGUGCCGCCAAUGCACAGUAUAACUGUGAUAAACCAAAGUCUUUGGACUUCUCUAAGCUUGAUGGGCAGGAGGGUGAGAUCUUGCCGGAAAAGGAGCCUCGCACCAGCUGCCAUCAUGCUGGAAUGGCGACUCUGAUCUCAAAAAUGGCGCAUCAGGCUAGACUUGAGGGGAGAAAGGAGCCUGAGGGUUGA